Molecule: messenger RNA, 1029 nt
Organism: Coccidioides posadasii C735 delta SOWgp
Lineage: Eukaryota; Fungi; Ascomycota; Eurotiomycetes; Onygenales; Onygenaceae
Biological process (GO): protein deubiquitination; ubiquitin-dependent protein catabolic process
Cellular component (GO): cytoplasm
Molecular function (GO): cysteine-type deubiquitinase activity
Source: RefSeq, a predicted model, not a curated record
CUGGGUUUGCGCUUGCGUGCCACCACGGCCGGCUUGAAAGAUGGCAGAAGACGCUGGAGGAUGGAGCACAAUCGAAUCUGAUGAGGGAGUAUUCACCUCAUUGAUCGAAGAUCUCGGUGUGAAAAAUGUGCAAUUCGAAGAGCUCAUUUCUCUUGAUGCGAAUACUAUACGGUCCUUGAGUCCGGUAUACGGUGUCAUAUUCCUCUUUAAGUGGAUAAGUGGGCAAACACGCAGCUCCGACUCCCCACAAGACGGCACCUAUGACCCCUCCGCCACAGAAAACGGCCUCUUCUUCGCUGCCCAAACCAUACAAAACGCCUGCGGAACCCAAGCCAUUCUCUCCGUGAUCCUAAACCAAGAUAACCCCUCGCUUUCCGACCCGACAGCUCCGGGGAUAGACAUUGGCCCUAGCCUCCGCGACUUCAAGGAGUUCACGACCGGCUUCCCACCGGACCUUCGUGGCGAAGCUCUAAGUAACUCCGCCGAAAUUCGCAACGCGCACAACACAUUCGCGAGGGCAUCGCCAUUCGUCGACGAAACCUCGCGACCCCCUGUUCCUGAAGAAGAAAGCGAAUUGUACCACUUCAUCGCAUACACGCCAUUCAACGGCGUUCUCUACGAACUAGACGGACUACAGCCGUUCCCCAUCAGUCAUGGACCAUGCGACUCUUCAGAUUUUCCCGAGAAAGUGAUCGGGGUCCUUCAGCGGCGGAUUGCGCGCUAUCCGGAGGGUGAGAUACGGUUUAAUUUGAUGGCGGUGGUUAAGGAUUUACGCAUCCGCGCUGCGGAGAUUGGGGAUGUGGAGGCGCUGGAGGGGGAAGAGAGGAAGCGACGUGCUUGGGCGUGGGAGAAUGCGUUGAGGAGAUGGAAUUUUGUGGGAUUUAUUGGCGAGGUAUUGAAAGGUGUGGUUGGAAAGAAGGUAGAGCAAGGCGAUGGCGAGUAUGAGAAGUGGGUCGGUGACGCGACGGAGGCGACUGUUAGAAAAUUGAACAUGAGAAGAGGAAGAGGUAAUGUGAAUGGAGAGUAGUG